Molecule: messenger RNA, 1656 nt
Organism: Cephus cinctus (wheat stem sawfly)
Lineage: Eukaryota; Metazoa; Arthropoda; Insecta; Hymenoptera; Cephidae
Product: leucine-rich repeat-containing protein 15-like
Exons: 2
Coding region: 418-1491 (357 amino acids)
Molecular function (GO): protein binding
Source: RefSeq, a predicted model, not a curated record
CCAGAAAUUCCAUGUCCCUGUAGUGCGUCCAAAUUUCAAAGUUCUCUUCAAGAAGCAUCUCAGGCAUCGGCUCAACGUACAGACGAGAUUUACCGAACAUGUAAUCUCCCUACACGCUUCAUGUAUCCAAAGCUACGAAACCCUGAUAUACCUACAGUCCCUUCGCUGUGACUCUACAUAGAAAUUGAACACGAAAAAUGUUCUUAUUUUCACGAAUCAUUCGCAAUGACAAUAAAUGCAAUUAUCAAGGCUACGAAGCCGAGUAUUUAUAAUUCUUCCAAAUACAUCCUUCCGAUUGAAAUCGCAUGCAAUUUUGUUCCGUGUUACAUCGAACACAGCAUAGGCAUUAUGUUUUCACACGGCGGAGGCUGUGCCUAUCUCCUGAAGCAUAUGUUGUAGAAGACGUCAGUUGACUAUAUGUGGAGUGUACUGGAUGCACGCGAGUUCAGUGCAUCCACGCUGUGUCUAGCAGUGCGCAUCAUGUCGGCACUACUAUCACUCUACUUCCUACUGUUGUAUAUUGGCAAAAGUAUUUCCGCGGAGGAGGCCGAUUGUCGCGUGUACAACAACCUUUACGUGUGUCUCGAGGGCGAGACGCUCCAAAGCGUCGCCUUCGAGGACGUGCACGCCGUCCAGACGAUCGAGGACAUCGAGUUGCAUCUUGAGAAUCUUGGCAUCACUCACAUAAAGGAGAAUGCAUUUAACGACGUGAGAAAUGCCUCGGCACUCUAUUUAAGGGACAACAGGAUGUCUAAGAUAUUCCGUCAUUAUUUUCAUACUCUCGAUCAGCUGACAUAUUUGGAUCUAAAUAACAACAGCAUAAGUGAUAUCGAGGAUGGAUCCUUCGUACGUCUUGUCAGUCUGGAAACAUUGUUGCUGGACAACAACAUGCUCUCGAAAUUUCGACUUGGUACCUGGAAGGGUUUGACGUAUCUUCACGAACUCUACGCGACGAAUAACACUCUUGCUUUGAAGAAAAAUAUGUUCAAGGGACUCAGUCAUCUGGAGACCCUAGCACUCGACUCCAAUGGUAUUUCGGAAAUACCGUUGGGCACUUUUAAUGGAAUUCCUCAUAUUGAUUUACUCUACUUGUCGAGGAACUUGAUAUCACGUUUGAAUCCGGACGUUUUUCGCGGGCUUCGCGAAGUCAACGAACUGGAUCUUGGAAGGAAUUGCAUUGUCAGCGUGUCCAGUGGUGUAUUUCGUCACAUGAAGACACUCGAAUCACUAUGGCUCAAUGGGAACUUCAUCGCUACGUUGGAAGAUGACGUCUUCGAGGGAUUAGAGGGUCUCUCGAGUCUAUUUUUAAAUAGCAAUGAUUUUACUUCCGUUAAGAUGUCAGCCUUUGCUAACAUGAGAAACGUCACUAUCGAACCUGGAUUUAAGAUCGAUGGCUCACCAGUCAUUCAUUUUGGAAAGAUACAUGGACUGUAUCGUUGCACGAGUUCCGGGUAUCAAGAACCGUACGAGUGCGAAAAAGUCACUAAAUAAUUUUUAUGCGUCGCGAAUCGGUAGAGAUACAUACAAAUUAUUAAUUAUUGUUACACGCGUGACUCCGGUUUACCUUAUAGAUAUGUGAUUCAUAAAUAUUUUUUUUUCACUCUUUUAGACUGGAUUUUCAAAUCAACAAAAGCAUACAUACGUAAUAAAGAAAUU